AUGCCGCCGGCUCCGCCUCUUUCCGAACGUCGACUCCGAAGCAUGAUCACCUCCAAAGCUUGUGAUUCCUGCAAGACUAGAAAGAUCCGCUGUUCCGGCUACCCUCCGCCAUGCCAGAGUUGUACCAUCCGAGGUGUGACUUGUCGAUUCGGGACGCGCAAAAUACCACUCCGGAAGAACGUCAAUCGAAACUUACUACUUACUACCAGCGAAGAGUCGCCAAAUAUUAAAGUGAAUGAUGGCAGCCCUGCUGGGCAGAAUCUUAAGCCUGAUACAGAUUUGAAGCGAGAUGCCGCCUCUCAUCCUGUACCAAAUGACCUCUUCAUAGAUCGCAUCUUGUUCGGGUCAUCAUCGACAGACGUCCCAAAUGCCGAUGAACGAUUUUCACUCAAGGGAAUCGGUCUCUUGAGCGGCACUCACAGUGUCACGUUCUUCUCCGACAGCAGACUCGAAAUGCUCUCGGCCAAGCUUCAGAAUAACAAAGUCAACGACAUUAUCAGACGAAUGUCCUCAGUCAUCAACAACAGGGCUAAGAUUACCACCAGUACCUCGCCUGAGCAUCUCCCCGAGCUAACCCUUCCGUCGAUGAAUUAUUUAUCUGCAGCAAAAUACAUAGCUAUAUACUAUGAACAAGUCCAUCCUCUCUUCCCUCACCUGGAUCGCGACGCUUUCGACUCCACCGCCGCAAGCCCUGACCUCAACACAAUCCUCAUCAACGACACAGCUUUUUCUGCUCUAUAUCACGCCGUCCUCGCUCUCGGUAGUCUACAUGACGGUGGUGGCAGUUUCGAGCCUGGGAAGGGAAAGGCAUGGGAACUGCUCUCCGUUGCAUUGGCUAAGGUGCCUGAUCUCUUCAAGGCCAAGAACCCACUGGUAGCGUUUCAGGCAAUAACGACUGUUGCUGUUUACUGUCUUGGUGUACCGUGUAUAUCCAUCGAGCAUAGGAUCAUGACGGAGAUGGCGCGUAUGGCUCAAGAUCUAGCCCCUUCUCUCUGCAAAGGCCCCAGUGCAAAGGUGUUCUGUAGGGUAUUUUGGGUCGUUUACGUGAUAGAGAAGAUAAUGAGCUUCCAUUUUGGCCGCCCUUCGGCCAUCGUCGACGCUAACAUCAUCGUGCCUAUGCCUUACAUACCCGAGUCUCACCUUGGAGGCCUGAACUGGACGCACACACUCGCUCAACAGAGCCGCCUCCUAUCACGAGCGAUGAAUACUCUCUUCUGCCCUGGGGUAUGGCACAGGGGAUCGCAGUACUUUCUGACGACUAUUGAUCAACUUCUCGAGGACCUUGAACAGUGGAGAUCAUCUAUAGCUGAGGAAUUUCGCCCAGGAUAUCUUUCGCAGUCCAAUUUGCUCCGGAGACCGGUGCACGGGACAGUUGGGAUCUGGAUCAACUAUCUCUACUACAGUCUCAAACUCAUUUUGCUCCGAAGCAGGCUUCGAAUCGACAGUUCUCAGGGCAGCGGAAUGGGCAAGACAAGUCAUAGUGAACAACUCAUAGAGGUUUCUCGUUCCGUACUCGAGAUUGUUACAUAUGUUGACGUUGAGCCAUCGACACCACUAUGGAUCAUCGCAGCUAUCCCAUUGUGCGCUCUGUUUCUUCUUUUUGACCACGUCAUCAGCAAUCCCAAGUCUCCGGACACAAGAAGCAAUCUCGCUCUACUGAACAUCGCAGGGGGACAUUUUAGUCGGCUUGAGUUUGCGAGCAGAGGAACAUUGCCCGGCUCGCUGAUCAGCGAGUUCACCUACAUCGCGCGCGAGUACAUCAAUCAGUGCGACAGCCAGGAUUCACUCAAGGAACCCCAGAAUAUUAUUUGCUCUGCGGAUCAUAAUACCUCGAUGGACGAAUCUUGUGCUUCCGAAGUGAACCAUAGUCUCGAACAAGAGUUCGGGAUGGCUCAGGCUACAGUACUAAACUCUACGUCACCGAUGGACCCUAUAUAUGCACCGAUAGAAAGCCUCUGGGAUAGUGGAAACGAUCCAUUGUAUGGUAUAGAUGUGAUGAAUCUUUUCAAUAGUAUUAUGUAA
Molecule: messenger RNA, 2022 nt
Organism: Fusarium tjaetaba
Lineage: Eukaryota; Fungi; Ascomycota; Sordariomycetes; Hypocreales; Nectriaceae
Exons: 11
Coding region: 1-2022 (673 amino acids)
Biological process (GO): DNA-templated transcription; regulation of DNA-templated transcription
Molecular function (GO): zinc ion binding; DNA binding; DNA-binding transcription factor activity, RNA polymerase II-specific
Source: RefSeq, a predicted model, not a curated record